Molecule: messenger RNA, 2531 nt
Organism: Periophthalmus magnuspinnatus
Lineage: Eukaryota; Metazoa; Chordata; Actinopteri; Gobiiformes; Gobiidae
Gene: ddx27
Product: DEAD (Asp-Glu-Ala-Asp) box polypeptide 27
Exons: 21
Coding region: 201-2504 (767 amino acids)
Molecular function (GO): RNA helicase activity; ATP binding; nucleic acid binding
Source: RefSeq, a predicted model, not a curated record
GCACUUCCGACGUCACACGUGUGCGUGUGGAUGGCACUGAAGUAAACCUGAGAGCAGUGUAAGCAGUGAACAGUGAACGUGUGCUGUUAUUUGCAGUAUCCAGACUAUUCCUAAAGCUCUGAAAACCAGAACCCGCCCUCUGGAGCUGACCCACGCUCCUCUGUCUCCUGUCGGGCAAACACUCACCCUCUGCGGAGAGAAUGCUGGAGCAGCUGGGCCUUAUCGGGACCCUCCAGGACGAUGAUCUGAGCCCCGAGGAACCCAACUCCGAGUCCGACUGUGAGGAGGAGCCCAUUGUGCUCAACCGUAAGAAGAAGCAGGCCAAGCGCAGCCGCGGGGCCGGGGACUUCAAUGCAGACUUUGAGUUUGGAGAGAGGGAUGUGGGCCACAUUGAGCAGCCCUGGCUCCCACAGGACGUCCUGAGCCAGAUGAAGGCCAAGAGGACGCCCACCAGCCUGGACCAGAAGAUCGAGCAGGUCCGGAAGAGGAGAAAAGCCCAGGACAAGGGCUCCACAGAGGCUCCUCUGGAAGUCAAACAGGACCCAGGGGCUGGACAGAGCCAGAACUCUGCAGAGGCUACCACUGGGGGGAAGCACUCAGACAACUCAGAGGAGGAAGAGGAGUCGGAGGCUGAGUUUAGCUCCGGAGAAGAAGAAAUCCUCACCAAAUCUGACACUCUGAAAGACAAGGAGCGUAAAGGGAAGAGAAGGAGGAUAGAAGACGAGUCUGCACAGAUGUUUGAAGACGCCUCAGAGUACGACCCCUCUCUGACCUUCAGUGACAUGAACCUGUCCAGACCCAUCCUGAAGGCUAUCACAGCCAUGGCGUUCCAGCAGCCCACUCCAAUCCAGAAGGCAUGUGUCCCUGUGGGACUCCUGGGCCGAGACGUGUGUGCCUGCGCUGCCACAGGAACAGGGAAGACCGCUGCCUUCAUGCUGCCCAUUCUGGAGCGGCUGCUGUACAAGCCCCGCAGUGCACAACUCACCCGUGUCCUGGUGCUGGUGCCCACUCGAGAGCUGGGCAUCCAGGUGCACUCUGUUGCCCGCCAGCUGGCCCAGUUCACCAGCAUCACCACCUGCCUGGCCGUGGGCGGGCUGGACCUGAAAUCCCAGGAGGCCGCUCUGAGGGCGGGCCCAGAUGUCCUCAUUGCCACCCCAGGACGCCUCAUCGACCACCUGCACAACACGCCCAGUUUUGAGCUCAGCCACAUUGAGAUCCUGGUGCUAGAUGAAGCUGACAGGAUGUUGGAUGAAUACUUUGAGGAGCAAAUGAAAGAGAUAAUCAGAAUGUGCUCCCACAGCAGACAGACCAUGCUGUUCUCAGCCACUCUCACUGACCAGGUAAAGGAUCUGGCCACAGUGUCCCUGAAGGACCCGGUGAAGAUCUUUGUGAACAGUAACACAGACGUGGCUCCAUUUCUGCGGCAGGAGUUUGUGAGGAUCCGAGCCAAUCGUGAGGGGGACCGGGAGGCUGUGGUGGCAGCUCUGCUGACCAGGACCUUCCAGGACCAUGUGAUGCUGUUCACACAGACCCGGAAACAGGCCCACCGCCUGCACAUCCUGCUGGGGUUGAUGGGGCUGAAGGUGGGCGAGCUGCACGGCGAGCUGAGUCAGACGCAGCGCCUGGAGAACCUCAGGAGGUUCAAAGAUGAGCAGGUGGACGUGCUGGUGGCCACAGAUGUAGCAGCACGAGGCCUGGACAUCGAUGGUGUUAAGACUGUGAUAAACUUCACUAUGCCCUCCACACAGAAGCACUAUGUGCACAGAGUGGGCAGGACGGCUCGUGCAGGUCGCUCCGGGCGCUCAGUGUCUCUGGUGGGAGAAGCAGAGAGGAGGAUGCUUAAGGAGGUUGUCAAGACAGCCAAGAGUGCGGUGAAGGCCCGUGUCCUACCUCCAGAGGUCAUCCUCAAGUUCAGGGACCACAUCCAGAAACUGGAGAAGGAUGUGGAGGCUGUGCUCAAACUGGAGCGAGAGGAGCGUGAGAUGGCUGCAUCUGAGGCCAAGUUGUCGGUGGCCCACAAGCGUCUGGAGGGUGGAGCCUUGGAGCCUCAGAGGGUGUGGUUUCAGAGCCAGCAGGAACGCAAACAGAGCCGCAUGUCCAAGGCCCUGCAAGACUUUGACCAGGCCAUCAGACAAAAGAAGAAGAGGAAGGAGUUUGUGAAAGGUGCUAAGAGGAAGGACAUCUCUGCUGAGGAGCGUGCCCAGUUUGAGAUCCUGAAAGCCCAGAUGUUUGCUGAACGCGCCGCCAAGAGAGAGCGCCGCCCCAAACGAGCCCGUGCCAUGGUGGAGGAUGAAGCACCCCCUCCAGGAGCCAAGCACAAGGCGGGUAAAGGAGGCAAGAAGUCUGUGUUUGACAAGGAGUUGACCAACACGAGCGGCCGCGUACUAAAGCAAUACAGAGCGGGACCAUCCUUCGCUGAUCGGAAACGCCUCGGUUUGAAGCACAAAACUGCCAAUGGACACAGGAAAGGAGUCGGAGCAUCCAGGUAUAUAUCUUGCUGUUAGUCAGUCCACCAUGAUUGCAUAGAACCC